Pungitius pungitius (ninespine stickleback) is the source of this 2397-nucleotide messenger RNA. It is a transcript of the gene uncx, whose product is annotated as UNC homeobox. Bases 131 to 1573 code for a protein of 480 amino acids. NCBI's taxonomy places the organism in Eukaryota, Metazoa, Chordata, Actinopteri, Perciformes, Gasterosteidae. The record is from RefSeq and is a predicted model, not a curated record. Gene Ontology annotation, molecular function: sequence-specific double-stranded DNA binding; DNA-binding transcription factor activity, RNA polymerase II-specific. The transcript is spliced from 3 exons. Gene Ontology annotation, biological process: regulation of DNA-templated transcription.
AUUGGGAGGUUCAUGUGGAUAAAGUACACCUCAUCCCUCCCUUCACAUCAUGUCCCCUGCUCGUUGGCCACACUCACUGCAUGCUUUUUAAAUUCCCAUCCUCCAGACGUCGUUUCCUUUUGCCUGCGGGAUGAUGGACAGCAGGAUACUGGAUCCGCCUCACGCCCAGUUCGGAGGCUCACUCGGCGGGAUGGUGGGCUUCCCGUACCACCUGAGCCACCAUCACGUUUACGAAUUAGCCGGCCAUCAACUUCAGUCCGCGUCCGCGGUCCCCUUCUCCAUAGACGGAUUACUCAAUGGCUCCUGCGCGGCUUCGGUGGGGAAUUCCAACCCGCUGUUGUCCUCGGGCUGCGGCAUGAACGGAGAUACCCAGCAGUACAAGCUGACAGACUCGGGGGACCCGGACAAAGACAGUCCCGGCUGCAAGAGACGGAGAACGCGCACAAAUUUCACCGGUUGGCAGCUGGAGGAAUUAGAAAAGGCUUUUAACGAGAGCCACUAUCCCGACGUGUUCAUGAGGGAGGCCCUGGCUCUGCGAUUGGACUUGAUAGAAUCAAGGGUUCAGGUGUGGUUUCAGAACCGCAGGGCCAAGUGGAGGAAAAAGGAGAACACGAAGAAGGGCCCGGGUCGACCUGCUCACAACGCCCACCCCACCACCUGCAGCGGGGAGCCCAUGGACCCCGACGAGAUCGCCCGGAGAGAGCUGGACCGGAUGGAGAAGAAGAAGCGCAAGCAGGAGCGCCGGCUACUCAAGUCCCAGAACAGGCUCGCCGCCGGGGAUUUAUUUCACACCCCGGGAUCGGACAGCGACAGCGGGGUGUCGCACGUCACCGACAGUGACCACACGGGCCCGCCUUUUGACUCCGUGGUGGGCAAACACGCGCAGUCGAGCUGCGACCAAACGCCUCACCCUCUCCAGACCCACAGCCACAACCAAAGACACUUGGACCGGGACGCUGGCGCAUCCGAGCCGGACUCGCCCGACGCCAGCCACCGGCCAAGCCCGUGCUCCAACAGCGGGCAGAAACUCAACCCCUUCAGCGUCGAGAGCCUCCUGUCGGACUCCAGGCCCAGACGCAACCCCGCGGCCUUACCCCCCUCUCGGCCUUUGAUAGGGAAAGGACACUUCCUGCUCUAUCCCAUCACGCAGCCGCUCGGAUUCAUUGUCCCCCAGACGGCUCUGAAGACCACGGCAGCGGCCCACUGGGACGGCGACGCCGCGGCGGAGAGGAGCCAGUCCGGCGCGCGCUGCGGCGGCGGCGGCUCCGCGGGAUGUAGGAGCGGCUCGCCGGACCGCGCGGACGCGCCGCGGACGGCACCGGUGGGGUCAGAGGACAAGGACAAGACGCGUUCACCGCACACCAGCCCGCCCAGGGCCGCCUUUCCCGCUGGCAAAAGCACUCAGACCUCGGUGAUUUGCAGCGAACACAGUCCGCUGCUCGCUGCACCCGUGGACGCGGACAGACGGGAGCACGCAGAGACCAAGGAGCACCCGGACAACCCUGGGAGGGUCCUCGGGGACACUCCGGCGGAGACAAAGACAGACUCGAGAGAAGAUGUCGACAUGGAAUAAAUCAUCCAGUGGGGGCCGAAUCACGCUGAUGUAGCCUCUGAACGACACCUUUCAUUAGGCCAAAGCUUAACCAGAAACCGCAUCUUUGCAACUAAUCUAGGUUCCCCCACUGCAGUUAUUUUGACAAUGUUCUCUCUCUCUCUCUUUCUCCGAGUGUGUGUGUGUGUGCGUGUGCGCGCGCGCGUGUGUGUAAGAGUGAGGAAUCUCUAGAUAUCCUUUAAUGUGUGAUAACUUGUCGCGGAAAAAAAAUACAACAACAACACGAGUGCAACAAAAUCCUCAAGAGCUGUAAAAAGGUAUUAUACUAUUUAUAUAUGUAAGGUUUUUCGUAAAUAAAUCUAUUGUAUACAAGCACCUCAAACCGUGUGAGACCUUAACUAGCAGUACACGCAGUGCAGGACUACAGUAGCCUACAGUAGGAAGGGCUUUCUUAAGAAAUCUCAUGUUGUACUUUGUAUAUUGCCUUAACAAAUUUAUUCAUCUAUAAGCCCCCACUGAAAUGAGGUUACGAGCCGGAGGCAAAAAGGACCCGCUCGACUCCUGCAGAGUUUUGAUAUGAAAGUAAUUAUUUUCCCGGUGGCUACUGCAGGGGGAUUCAGUUUAUUUUAGCUCAAAGGGGGUUAUAAUACAUUACCGAUUUCUAGUGAUAUGAAAUCACAUAAACUUCCAAGAAUAAUAGAAUUAGCAUGAAAAGGCCUGGGUGUCAAAUUGAAAUAGGAAAAUAAUAGCCCCGGCAGCUGGGAGUGAGUGUGUGUGUGUGUGUGUGUUUGUGCAUAUUGGAUAGGAGAUGGGAAGUCGUGGGGAGGCAUUUUCAUGAGCUUUUU